AUGGAACAACGACUGACUCAACGGAAGUUCCACAAGCAGCAUCUUCGUAUUCAACUAAUAUGCUGCAGGUGUCUUCUACAACUUGGGCCGGACCUGUGUAUGGAACAACGACUGACUCAACGGAAGUUCCACAAUCAGCUUCUUCGUAUUCAACUAACAUGCUGCAGGUGUCUUCUACUACUUGGGCCGGACCUGUGUAUGGAACAACGACUGAUUCAACGGAAGUUCCACAAUCAGCUUCUUCGUAUUCAACUAACAUGCUGCAGGUGUCUUCUACUACUUGGGCCGGACCUGUGUAUGGAACAACGACUGACUCAACGGAAGUUCCACAAUCAGCUUCUUCGUAUUCAACUAACAUGCUGCAGGUGUCUUCUACUACUUUGGCAGAUCCUGUACAUGCAACGACGAGCAGGAUGGUCAGCACAACCUGCGUAUGCCCUUGCGGAACCCUGGAAAACCGCACCGCUUCCCAUUCCAAACUGAUAAAGGAAUUGAUCGUGAAGAAGACGACACUGUCCAGCUUCAAGAGGAAGAAGACGUCAGCUAGAGACGAACGACCCUCUGCCCAAGCUAUUGGUAAUAUAGGAAUAGCACUACUAGCGUUUACUGGCGUCUUGAUAUUAAUCCUUGACGCUGACGUGAUUGCAAGGCUGAUCAGCGGUCUAUUCAAACCACGUUAGACCACGUCCAUGUCGACGGCCACGUAUCACCAUGUCUUCAUGGAAACCACUUAAGACCACAUCGACAAGUGAGCGAUCAACAAGGGAGGGUGCACAGUUGGUACCCAUAGCAACACCUGCUUCACAGGAACGUUUAAUGGUGCUACUUUGGUAGCAUAAAUUUAAAUUUUUCAGUCGAAAUUUCUCGUUAUUACAUUCGUUUGCUGAUUUUUUAGAAAGAAGGAUUUUUCUUGUUACUUCGAUUAUUUUUCCGAUUAUUUCUAGUUAUUCUUAAAAAUUUCGUUAAAAUUGAACACAAUUUGACAUGACCAGCUACCUAAGUGGCACCGUCAGUUUUACUUGUCUAACUGUCCUGUCAUAAUACUUCACUCAGCUGCUCUCUGUUUGUAUGAUGUUUUCCAUGCUUUCAGUGUUUGACACAUUGUCCACAGCCUACUAUUAUCCACAAGACACGUUCUAUGUAUUAUUGUAACUAAUUUCCUUUUGUCGUAUCAGUAGAAACACGUUUACAAUCAGUUGCUAGGCAGCUGAAUUGUUCCAACCUUACUUAAUUAGAAGUAAUAUCAUACAACUUGCGAAUUGUACAUAUCGUUUUCAUUAGAGCACAUAUAAUGUAUAUACUCACAUGUAAAUUCAUUUACAUUUCAGAUAUUAUGUAAUCGUCAAAUUUGUAAUCGUGACAUGCCUCUGACUGUGUAUAUAUGACAUACAUUUGCACUCUGUGUACCCGGUGUUUUUUAAAUACGUUCGUCGAAUGGGGUCGACAUUGACUAACUCAUGUCUGUAUCACCACCAGGUAAUGUAGAAAACAUUGUGUCCCAUAUUUUUAGCUCAUUAGCUCAAUGUUAUAUUACAUAGACCAAAACGACACUUUGAGGCAGAACUACAAACUGAGUGACACAUUGAAAAAUACAUUACAUAAAAAGAUUACUGUGUAUUCUAUAAAUAACGUAAAAGAAUAUCACCUGAAACUACAUCCACUUUGAAACAUCUGUCCAAAUCUAUUUCACAUGUAAGUACAUUUUUAUAUUCAAAAUGACUAUAUGUUCCAUAAGUUCCGCAAAACAUUAUCACCUUAACCGACAGCCACUUUGAAACAUUUGUCCAGAUCUAUUGCACAUGUAAAUACAUUUAUUACAUUAAAGUGUCUCUAUCACAUGAAUAUGUUGUCAUCUUCAUCGUUAUUGUAUACAUAUUGUAUUCGAAUACAUAUACUCCUGUACCACCGUCACUGUUUUCAGAGAAUAGACUACACUGAAAUUAUACAUGUCCCUGACGCUAACAUUCCAUUUUCCUAUUACACAGUGGGGUAAAGCUGUCUGAGGCAACGCUACCCGUGAAGAUCCUGGUUGGAAUUGAUCUUCAUUAACCCAUGCUUGUCGUAAGAGGCGACUAACUGGAACAGUGGCCAUGCUCUCUGUCUUGGCUGACACAUGUCAUCGUUUCCCAAUUGCGUAGAUCGAUGCUCAUGCUGUUGAUCACUAGAAUGUCUGGUCCAGGCACGAUUAUUUAAAGACUGCUGCCAGGUAGCAGGGGUAUUGGUGAGUGUAGCGUUAGACAACAAACAAACAAAGUCGGGGUUGCAAGAGUAGCUUUCCUU
Molecule: messenger RNA, 2280 nt
Organism: Haliotis rubra (blacklip abalone)
Lineage: Eukaryota; Metazoa; Mollusca; Gastropoda; Lepetellida; Haliotidae
Exons: 2
Coding region: 60-680 (206 amino acids)
Source: RefSeq, a predicted model, not a curated record